Molecule: messenger RNA, 1572 nt
Organism: Exaiptasia diaphana
Lineage: Eukaryota; Metazoa; Cnidaria; Anthozoa; Actiniaria; Aiptasiidae
Product: CCR4-NOT transcription complex subunit 7
Exons: 7
Coding region: 246-1079 (277 amino acids)
Cellular component (GO): P-body; CCR4-NOT complex; CCR4-NOT core complex
Molecular function (GO): nucleic acid binding; poly(A)-specific ribonuclease activity
Source: RefSeq, a predicted model, not a curated record
UUCCGCCAUUUUGUUUUGAAUUGUUCAGAGAGCUAUUCAACAUUAUUUUAUCGAGUAUUUCCCCUUCUUCAUCGGAAAUAUACUGUAAAAGAUAUAUUUUAUAACUAUUGACGAGUAGAAAGCAGUCUGAGAAUCUUAGCUGGGUUUCUUAGAAUAAUAUKUUUCCAUCCUCAAGUAUUCCCAUGAACAAAAGAUCAAGAAAAAGCUAACAGUUGUGAGGAGAAAAGAAAAACAAGGACAGAAAUAUGCCGACGACUGUCAAUUUUGGCAUAAGAGAUGUAUGGAAAGAUAAUCUCGAAGAAGAGUUUGCAAAAAUUCGCGAAAURGUGGUAGAUUAUCCUUUUGUUGCAAUGGACACCGAGUUCCCUGGAGUUGUUGCAAGGCCUAUUGGUGAAUUUAAGAGUACUUCAGAGUAUCAAUUCCAGUUGUUAAGGUGCAAUGUAGAUUUAUUAAAGAUCAUUCAAUUGGGGAUGUCAUUCUAUAAUGAACAAGGACAACAACCAUCUGAUGGAGCGACAUGGCAGUUCAAUUUUAAAUUCAAUCUUACGGAGGAUAUGUAUGCUCAGGACUCUAUUGACUUGCUAAAUAGAUCAGGUAUACAGUUUAAAAAGCACGAAGAGGAUGGAAUUGAUGUGAAUGACUUUGCUGAGCUUCUCAUAACUUCUGGACUUGUAUUACAAGAUGAGGUCAAAUGGCUAUCAUUUCAUAGUGCCUAUGAUUUCGGUUACCUUAUCAAACUUCUGACAGCYCAGAAUCUAGCAUCUGAAGAAUCUGAUUUCUUUGAUAUGCUCAAGUUGUACUUUCCCAACAUAUAUGAUGUCAAGUAUUUAAUGAAAAGCUGUAAAAGUCUAAAAGGAGGCCUUCAAGAAGUUUCAGAACUAUUAGAGCUUGAAAGAGUUGGACCCCAGCAUCAAGCAGGCAGUGAUUGUUUAUUGACUGGAAAUUCAUUUUUCAAAAUGAGAGAGAUGUUUUUUGAAGACAAUAUUGAUGACAGUAAAUACUGUGGCCAUCUCUUUGGACUAGGAAAUUCAUUUGUAAAUGGUGGYCAAGCAUACAGUGGACCGUCACUCAAUCCAUGAACUGUAGAUAAUACCUUAAGUAUUUAUACCUACAUUGUUAAUAUCAGACUAUUUUUAAUGCAACUGCAAAGCAAUCAAUUCUUACCAGUCAAGGGGAUCUGUACAACAAUUCUUUCAAACGAUUCAAUAUUUUUAAGAAAAAAAAGGCAUUUAUUCUGUUUCUGUUUUAAUGUUUUGUUUUGGUUUCUUUUUGUGCAAACUCCUUUUUUGAACAUUGGACAGUUUUUAACAACUCAAACGUUUGUGGAUUGGCCAUAAUUAUCACUAAACUAAACAAAGAACUUUGAAAUUCAGAGAUGUAACAAAAUGUGUAAGGCAUUGAAAUCGUCUAAAAUAACAUUUCUCAAAUAUUCUUAUCAAUCAGAUCCUUUUCUUUCUUGAUGCACACUUUAAGAUUGCUUUGAUUUAUUUUAACCAUAGUUUUAUUUAGAGUAUGUUUAUAACCAACUGGGAAAGUAUCUGAAAUAAAGUUUUUAAAUAUUGUGCAUAAAAA